Molecule: messenger RNA, 1551 nt
Organism: Apus apus (common swift)
Lineage: Eukaryota; Metazoa; Chordata; Aves; Apodiformes; Apodidae
Gene: RETREG3
Product: reticulophagy regulator family member 3
Exons: 9
Coding region: 41-1351 (436 amino acids)
Biological process (GO): reticulophagy
Source: RefSeq, a predicted model, not a curated record
CGCGCGCGGGCCGGGCGGAUGUUGAUGCCGGGAGGGAGCGAUGGCGGCGGCGCGGCCCGGCGGGGCCGGCGAGCGGCAGCGGCGGGUGCAGGCGCUGAGCGCGGCCCUGCGCGGCCGCCUGGGGCCCUACGAGCCGCUGCUGAGCGCCGUGCAGGCCGCGCUGGUCUGGGAGCGGCCGGGCCGCAGCGCGCUGUGCUGGGCGGCGGCGCACGGGCUGUUCUGGUUUUUUGCUCUGACUUCUCUUCGCUUGCUGUUCCUGGUUGCAUUUACCCUCAUUGUAGUAGUUUGUCUAGAUCAGUGGAAGCACAAAAUCUGGCCUGAAAUUGCAGUGUCAAGACCUGAUGAAUUAGACAAUGAGAGCUGGGGAUACGUUCACCCUCGACUGCUUGGAGUGCCAGAGCUCUGUCACCAUCUGGCUGAAGGAUGGGUGGCUGGGACCAGCUUCUUGAGUAACCUCUUCAUUUUCAAGAGGCAGAACCCUGGGAAGUUUUGCCUUCUAGUGUGUGGAGUCUUCACGUUCCUGGCUGUCCUGGGCCGGUACAUCCCCGGGCUCCUGCUCUCUUACUUGCUGUUGCUGUUCAUCCUGCUGUGGCCCCUGGCUGUGUACCACAGGCUGGGGCAGCGCAUGUACAUGAAGCUGGAGCCAGCUCUGCAGCGGCUGGAUUUCAGCGUUCGAGGCUACAUGAUAUCAAAGCAGCGGGAGAAACAACCGCGUCGCAGAUCCCUGAACCAGGAGGCGGCGGAUGAUGGGAGUGACAGUGAGGAGGAGCUUGCUGCCUUCUGUCCCAAGCUGGAUGACUCCAUGGUCGCCAAGGAACUCACCAUUUCUGACUCAGAGCAUUCAGAUGCUGAGGUUUCCUACACUGAAAAUGGGAUUUUUAACCUUUCACGGGGCCAGACCCCCCUGACAGAGGGGUCAGAAGACCUGGACGGUCACAGUGACCCAGAAGAGUCUUUUGCCAGAGAUCUCCCAGACUUCCCUUCCAUAAACCCGGAAGCAACGGGCAUGGAUGACGAAGAUGACACCAGCAUUGGGAUCCCGAGUCUGGCUUACCGCCCUCCAGGGAUGGAGGAUCUGCAUCUCCCCUACGACCAGGAGGGGCCCGUCACGCUGCCCUCCGUGCAGAACCUCACUGACAACAUCGCAGGGUUUGUCACCAGGGGGAUGAUCCAGCUGGCACUGUCUGGGGCCCCUCAGCCAGGCCCCUCCGACCGCCCCCAGAGAGCUGCAAAGACUUAUCUCAGAGCAGCCAGCUCGGACUUGGACACGGAUGCAGAAGGGGAUGACUUUGAACUGCUGGAUCAGUCCGAGCUGAACCAGCUGGAUCCCACGGGCUCACGGGGCCAAUAAGCAGCCCCACCACCUCCCUCUGGUUUUCUGUGGCACGUUGUGGAGGGGAAUCCUGGAAGGAAAAGCACAGGUACCUAGUUCGUCUCCUGUGUGGGUGUGAGUGACGUGACAGCCGGUCCUGGCUGGGAACACCACUGUGACCUGUGACUCUGUAGCCUCGCUUGGAUUUUAAAAUAAACUACACUGUAAUUCAUAGGGAA